GCGCGCCGGCAGUUCGGCCACGUCCCCGGCCACGUCGCGCCCGCUCUCGCCAUCUUCGCCGCUUCCUCUCAGGCGCCGCCGAGCUCCGGGUCGCCGCGCCGCCCGCCGCCGCCAUGAACAUCUUCCGGCUGACAGGGGACCUGUCCCACCUGGCGGCCAUCGUCAUCCUGCUGCUGAAGAUCUGGAAGACGCGCUCGUGCGCCGGUAUAUCUGGGAAAAGCCAGCUUCUCUUUGCACUGGUCUUCACUACCCGUUACCUGGAUCUUUUUACUUCAUUUAUUUCAUUGUAUAAUACAUCUAUGAAGCUGAUCUACAUUGCCUGCUCCUAUGCUACCGUGUACCUGAUCUACAUGAAGUUCAAGGCAACCUAUGACGGGAAUCACGACACCUUCCGAGUAGAGUUUCUGGUGGUCCCUGUGGGAGGCCUCUCAUUUCUCGUUAAUCAUGAUUUCUCUCCUCUGGAGAUUCUGUGGACCUUCUCCAUCUACCUGGAGUCAGUGGCCAUCCUUCCCCAGCUGUUCAUGAUCAGCAAGACAGGGGAAGCGGAGACCAUCACCACCCACUACCUGUUCUUCUUGGGCCUCUACCGCGCUUUGUAUCUGGUCAACUGGAUCUGGCGCUUCUACUUCGAGGGCUUCUUUGACCUCAUUGCUGUGGUCGCUGGAGUUGUCCAGACAAUUCUUUAUUGCGACUUCUUCUACUUGUACAUCACAAAAGUCCUCAAGGGAAAGAAGCUCAGUCUGCCAGCAUAAGUGCCAGCGAACAUCCCCAGCAUCUGUCCUUCAGGGUGCUCGGACAGAAUUCUUACCACAGCAGAGGCACAAGAUGCUUGAGACAGAAAAGCAGAAACUUCACUCUUUGGUUGCAGAUAGUCAUCCGUGGCUCUGGAAGAACCCAGACAAAAAAGAACCAGAAGGUUUCUGUUUUAUGCAUCUUGCCUUAUCUUUUUUUAUUACUAUGUACAAAGAUUUUUUUACACAAAGAAACCUAAUGCUGUAUUAAUAAAUCCAGUGUGUAGCUUCAAUUGGGGUAGUCCUAAAAGUGAAGAUUUGUGAGGAAUAAGUGCAAACUUUUUUUAAUUCUUUGAAAUGAUUGAUUUUUCUUCUGUGUCUGCAAUGAAAUUAUAUUCCUUGACAGUUGGUAGAUUACAUAUUCUUUCAUCUAUCAAACUUGCAUUCCUCUAUAUUUAUUUUAUUUUAUUUUACCAAAAAGCAAAGUUAUCUUGUUUGCAUCUGAGACACACUACUUUCCAUUUGGAAUCUCCGUCCUAGUAUCUCCUCCCAGGGGCGUCCUGUGAGGAUGUCACUACACUACGUUUCCAGCUGUCAAGAGCACUUCCAAGUCUCCAGCUUUUCUCGACCAACAUUUAGAAUCUCAAUGUAGAUGGCGUCUCAUUUCAGUGUCACCAAAGGUGCCUGCCCUACUCCCCUGCUAAGCAGUGUCAGUUUGAGUCUGUCCCAAGCUUGUUGGAAACAUUUAAUUGUGGGAAGCCAUCUUGCAUGUGGGUCUUUAGGAACACGUUGAUGAUUUGGGUUUAGGACUCUGUUCCCCCAGGAAGGGAACAUAAGUUGUGACUUGAAUUUACAGUCUGAAAAGAUUACUGCAGCCAUGUCCAUGCUCAGACUCAAAAUGCUUUUCUUAACACUUCUGGGUAGUACGAUUGACAUUUUUCUUUCAUCGCAGCACCAAUUGCCAUUCCUUAUGCUCUUAUUUUUUGUUGUUUUGACUGAGCUCUUGCAUGAUUUAUCUUGUGUUACCAUCCCAAAUAAACAUUUUGUUAAACAUAGAAUUGUCUUUUUCAUGAAUUAGGCUUUUGAAACAUCCUGUAUCAGGAUGAUUCUUUUCUCAAUUGGCAAUAAAAGUUCUAGGGAAGGAGCUGGAACGAUAGCACAGUGGGUAGGUUACUUGCUUUUGCUUGCCUUGCACACAGCCAACUGGGUUUGGGUUUGAUUAUGGCACCCCAUAAAGCUCCCCAAGCCCUACCAGGAGUGAUUCCUGAGCUCUGAGCCAGGUGAGUCUUGAGCACCGCUGGAUGUGACCCCAAAACAAAAAGCUCUGGAGGGCUGCAGAACAUUUGUUUAGUUAUCUGAACCUGUCUUUUGUAGGGAAAUUGACACUAUCCUGGUUUUGCCAUUGGAUUGAUUUUGACUACAUUGUUUAAUACAAAAAUAGAUGACUUGUUUCUUAUGUGGGGCACUAUUGACUUUAAAGUGUUGGAUGCUGACAGUGCUUACUAAAGGAGUAGUACGCUUGCUUGCUGCACUCAAGUACCUUGUGGUGAGCCGAGUAGGAUUCAUUGUUCCUGGUCUUUGUUAGGAGAUGUAACCACACCCUCAUGCGCUUUGGACUCCGCUCCCCAGGAGUGGAACAUAAAUUACUGUUUGUGACUUGAAUUUACAACCCCAAAAGAUUACUGCAGCCAUGUCCAUGCUCAGACUUGGGCGUUUCUCCUUGACUUGCAGCACCAGUCCCCAGUCUCCUUCACUCACAUCACUUUCCUCCCUGUUUUCUGGUUUCUGUAUUUUCAUCCUCCUCAGAAGAUUCUGAGUGUGUGCAGGAAGGCUGGGAAAUCCUUCCUGAGACCAGGGGGAGUAGCUCACGCCUCUUUUGUGCAUGUCAGUCAAACCCAAGCUGGGCCCAUGCAUUGGAGAGCACGGUGCAUCCAAGGAGCUGGAACCUCCGCAUGAAGAACCCCUGCCUUCUCCAGUUGCUCCACCCAAGACACCACGAUCAUUCGCAGCCUGUCAGGACAGUGUCUAAACGAACAGUGUGCCUGGGUGUGAGUGUGGGGCCGGCCAAGUCCUCAGCACACGGUGCACGCCUGCUGCAAGAAGCACUGGUUCAGUUAUUUUCACAUCCUCAAUAAAGAUUAUCAGGUAAAUCUUU
This is a messenger RNA of Sorex fumeus (smoky shrew), 2886 nucleotides long. RefSeq names its product KDEL endoplasmic reticulum protein retention receptor 2 (gene KDELR2). Gene Ontology annotation, biological process: endoplasmic reticulum to Golgi vesicle-mediated transport; protein retention in ER lumen. Gene Ontology annotation, cellular component: endoplasmic reticulum; cis-Golgi network; membrane. The coding region runs from base 114 to 752 and encodes 212 amino acids. Lineage: Eukaryota; Metazoa; Chordata; Mammalia; Eulipotyphla; Soricidae. Gene Ontology annotation, molecular function: ER lumen protein retrieval receptor activity. The record is from RefSeq and is a predicted model, not a curated record. The transcript is spliced from 5 exons.